GCUUCGCUUGGAAUAAACGAACACCAUGAAAAUAUUAUAAUAAAUUACUUGCGGUUUUCAAAGUAUCAAAAAGGACUGAGGUUGAAAUCAGUUGAUGCCAGUUUCUCUGAUAUGGAAUCAAGCAGACUGCAAGAGGACACUUACACCAUUGAUGAGGUGAAGGAGAUCAUUGAAUGUCUCAACACGUUAGUGAGGGCAGAUGUGGAAACAGAACUGAUCCACACAUCACACACUGUUGUCCUCAUGUUGGUCCAACUCUUCCAACAAGCUGAAAAGUGGCACCUGAAACUGCAGCCAGACAUUUCUGAACUUGAAAACAGGCAAUAUUUGUUGGAAAAGAUAAAACAAUUUGAAGAGAAAACAAGUCGAGGAGAUGGUGAACCAAAACCUGCUGCUCGACUUGAACCUAUGAACGAGUCUGGAACAUCUGCUUUGCUGAAAAUGGAAAUUGAGAAAUUGAAUGAACUGAAUUCAAAACUGAAAGAGAAGUUGAAGUUCAUGGAAGACCAGGCCAUCCAAUCUAAGAAGGAUAACUCCCAAUUGAAAUCUGAUCUCGAAGAUGCAAUCCACGCAAUGAUUGCCAAAAAAGAUCAAAAAAAUAUAUAUACAAGCAAAAUGGAAACUCAUUUUAACGAAUUUUUUGUGAAAUUCACUCAACUUGUUGUUCAGAAAUCGCAGAUGACGAGCAAUCAAGUCAGUGAGAUGCAGUCUGAUCUCGCAAAAACAAAACACCAACUUCUUGAAGUCAAUGAAAUGCUCGAAAUGGCUGAAAAGGAACUGGAGAAAAAAGUCAGUCAAACGACUCCGUUCAAAAAUUUGAAAACCAUGGUACAAAAGAAGAACGAACAAAUCAAGGAGUUGAGGAAAAAGUUAUCAAAGUAUAUUACGGUUGAUUUUUUUUUCAACUUUUUCAUCAAAAUAUUAUCGAAACGAACAAACCUCGUCAGUUAA
Molecule: messenger RNA, 951 nt
Organism: Helobdella robusta
Lineage: Eukaryota; Metazoa; Annelida; Clitellata; Rhynchobdellida; Glossiphoniidae
Exons: 7
Biological process (GO): negative regulation of protein localization to cilium
Cellular component (GO): cytoplasm
Source: RefSeq, a predicted model, not a curated record